Drosophila miranda is the source of this 1111-nucleotide messenger RNA. RefSeq lists its product as uncharacterized. The coding region runs from base 183 to 929 and encodes 248 amino acids. NCBI's taxonomy places the organism in Eukaryota, Metazoa, Arthropoda, Insecta, Diptera, Drosophilidae. The transcript has 2 exons. The record is from RefSeq and is a predicted model, not a curated record.
CCUACGCCUGCGGGGCAUAUACAAUUGGUUUUAGUGCCAGUCUCUGAUUGUAGCAAAGCCCACUCUGAACCUCUUUCAGUCUCGGGCUGUCUCUGUUUUCUCAGUCAGUUUUCAUCGACUCGUUUGAGAAGUCGAAAGGUUUACCCAGGAUACGGAAAAGCCGGAAAAAGAUUUAAAAAAAAAUGCCUGCAAAUAAAAAAAUUGAAGGAAACGCUAAAGCUGGGAGUAUACCGGGGGAUGCAGGAUCGGUGGCAACCGCGACUGUGGUUCGGCGCCAAAUGCCGCCGCGCGCCUGCAAGAGCAAGAGCCAGAGCACCGCCAGGCCCAGUCUUACUCCCAGCCGCCAGCAGCCCAGCCGCCAGAAGCCCAGCCGCCAGCAGCCCAGCCGCCAGCAGCCCAGCCGCCAGCAGCCCAGCCGCCUGGCCACGAAGCCCAGCCUGAAGCCGACCACCGGCUCCCAGGCGCCAUCGCAGACCAUCGCAAAGUCGAGGCCCACCGGUCUCGAGACUAUUUUUGAACUGCCCGGCGAAGAGGACGACGGGCCCACCAGCAGCCAUGGCGUGGCUUUCGGCGAGUGCCAGCGCCGCGUCCUCGCCCUGGGUACGGGCGAAAAAAAAAGAGCCCUGUCGGAGAAGCGCUGCCUGAAGGUGCGCAACACCUUGGGCGAACGCAGCACCCGGCACAUGAUGACAAUGCGGAAGUUCCGCGCUACUUUUGACAGCGUAAUGCUCGGGGGCUCGGACGAUGCAGGCGAGUCGGUCGGAGUCGCUCCCGCAGUCGCACCCGGAGUCCCUCCCGUAGCUGCUCCCGGAGUCCCUCCCGUAGCUGCUCCCGAAGUCGCUCGCGCUGGACGAAACGCCGUUAGAAAUCAGCCGGCACCAUUCAUGCGGCGCACGAGCAGGAGGCUCAAGAGUCUGCCUCCGUUUUAGAUUAUUGCACCUUCCACCCUCCACCUUCCACCCUCCAUCUUCCCGAAUGCGGCCAGGUGCUGGGCACCCUCCUCCUAUCGCCCAUCAAAGAGCCCCAGGUGUCUGCGAGAGAUGGCUCCCGAAUGUAAAUACCACCUCUUAAGACAGACAUAAUAAAUCUAAUGAAUAAUGUAAUAUUUACU